AUGGCUCGAAUACUUACUUUCGUCCACAUAGCUGGCGUUUUUGUUUUUCCGUUGCUUUUCAGGCUUACUCUCGGAGCAGCCAUACUUCCAAGGGCAGACGGUGAUGUCUGGACUUACCUGGGCUGCUACACCGAUUCGGUAGGAGGAAGAACCCUCUCUCAGACCGGGUAUACACUAGGCGGUCCAGGAAAUAUGACGGUUGCCAACUGUCAGGAUGGGUGCUCCUCCGCGGGAUACUCGCUUGCCGGAGUUGAAUACAGCGGCGAGUGCUGGUGUGAUAACCAGCUGCGAAACAACGGUGGUCCAGCUCCAGAUGGAGAAGCAAUGUGCUCGAUGCCUUGCAAUGGCAACCAUGAAGAAAAAUGUGGAGGGCCCGGUCGAUUGAAUCUAUACCAAGAUACCGCGGUCAAGCCAACAAGCACCAUGGUUACCUCCUCUACCCCUUUAACUGAAACUGCAUUACCAACGGACACCUCGUCCCCAGAGCCAAGCCAGGGGCUACCAGAGGGCUGGCAGUAUGCUGGCUGCUACAAGGACAACGUCAACGGAGGACGUGUCAUGGCCAAGCUACUGCCAGAUAGCGCAAGUCUCACAAUCGAAUCAUGUAUUGCCAUGUGUGUCAAGUUGGGGUACUCCGUCGCGGGAGCUGAAUAUUCUCGACAAUGCUUCUGUGACAAUUACGUUAGGAAUGCUGCCCCAUUGGGAAAGGAGUCAGAGUGUUCAAUGAGCUGCAGCGGCAAUGCACAACAGAAGUGCGGUGGCCCUGAUCGUUUGAGUGUAUACUCAAAGGGCAAUUUGACUGUCCUUCCCAUCCCAGUUCCCCAGACGGAAGGGCUACCCGGAGGAUGGAAGUAUCAAGGAUGUCUCCAAGAUAAUGUUAAUAGGAAAAGGACUUUCCCAUAUCAGAUAGUGGACAAAGCAAAUAACAGUGCAACCAACUGCCUCAGCCGUUGCUCUAAGUUUGGAUUCGGAGCAGGCGGAAUGACAUACGGAGAGGAAUGCUUUUGCGGGGACUUUGAGGAUAUUGCUGCCGCCGGUGCCAAGCUAGUACCCGAGAGCAUGUGCAGCCAAUCUUGCACUGGAAAUGCAACUGCUAUUUGCGGUGCCGGCAACUUGAUCACUUACUACAAAUGGAUGGAUGCACCGCUGCAGAAAUGGAAUCGCCCUACUGGAAUAGACGCCGGCCGCUAUGAGUUUCUAAUUGGUGGAGUGCUUGUUCCCCUUAUCACAACGGUAGGAAUCAAUGGCAAAAUCACUUUCCAGGAAAAGUCCGGAACAGGUGAUCCGAAUACUACCGGAGCAUACGAGUUUGACCCUGCCUAUGAUCACGAUUUCGACAAAGCCUGGCGCCCGAUGCAUGUUAAAACGGACAUUUUCUGCGCCGGGGGCCUUGUUCUUCCAGACAAGGUUGGUAGGCAGUUGACCGUCGGCGGCUGGUCUGGAAUAUCAACCCAUGGUGUCAGACUUUACUGGCCAGACGGCGCACCAGGAGAGCCUAGCAUGAACGACUGGCACGAAAGCCCAGAUGAUCUAAAGUUGCAGAACGGUAGAUGGUAUCCUACAGCCAUGACGAUGUCGAACGGCUCUAUCCUGAUCGUUGGAGGCGAGGAAGGAUCUAACGGUGCCCCUGUGCCGACUCUUGAGAUUCUUCCCCGUGUUGGCCCGGUUCUGUUCAUGGACUGGCUUCAGAGGACAGACCCUAACAAUCUCUAUCCGUACCUCACGCCACUCCCAAGCGGUAAUAUAUUUACUGCUUACUAUAACGAAGCAAGGAUCUUAGAUGAGAAAACGUUCGACACCGUGAGAACAUUGCCGAACAUGCCAGGAGCUGUCAACAAUGACGCAGGUGGACGCACAUAUCCCCUCGAAGGCACAAUGGUGCUUUUGCCACAGCGUGCCCCUUACACCGAGCCCCUUGGUGUCUUGAUCUGCGGUGGCUCAACACCAUACGGCGGUGAUGCUUUGGAUAACUGUGUUUCCAUCCAGCCAGAAGUUCCCAACAGCGACUGGGUGAUAGAACGAAUGCCUUCCAGAAGGGUUCUUACCUGCAUGGCUGGCCUCCCUGAUGGUACAUUCUUGAUCCUAAAUGGAGCGAAAAAGGGUGUUGCUGGCUUUGGCCUAGCCGAAGAUCCUAACUUUGGGGCUGUGUUAUAUGAUCCCUCAAUGCCAGUUAACCAACGCAUGAGUAUUAUGGCGAAUACAACCAUUGCGCGGAUGUAUCAUUCUGAAGCAACGCUGAUGCCAGACGGACGUGUCAUGGUAUCCGGUUCAGACCCGCAGGACACCCGAUUCCCUCAGGAAUAUCGUGUCGAAGUUUUCCUUCCACCGUAUCUUCUGUCUGGGGCCCGUCGUCCGACUUUCACUAUUACGAACAAGGAUUGGGCCUAUGGUGGGAAAUACAAGAUCCAGAUAACGUCCGGCAAUAUGGCAAAUAUCAAAGUGUCACUGAUGGGCAUGGUUUCCAGCACGCAUGGGAACAGCUUCGGCUCGAGGACUAUUUUCCCUGCCAUGUCUUGCUCUGGGACUACUUGUACUAUCACAGCGCCACCAGAUAGCCACACCAGCCCUCCAGGAUGGUUUAUGUUAUUCGUGCUGGAUGGCCCAACGCCCUCUAUGGCUUCCUUUGUCCGUAUUGGAGGAGAUCCAGGCCGCCUGGGAGAGUGGCCUGCAACUGGCGGUUUCCAGCUUCCGGGAGUUUAG
Microsporum canis CBS 113480 is the source of this 2700-nucleotide messenger RNA. RefSeq names its product copper radical oxidase. NCBI's taxonomy places the organism in Eukaryota, Fungi, Ascomycota, Eurotiomycetes, Onygenales, Arthrodermataceae. Bases 1 to 2700 code for a protein of 899 amino acids. The record is from RefSeq and is a predicted model, not a curated record. The transcript is spliced from 5 exons.